AUGCUCGGCGGAGGUGACAACAAGACUGAGAAGAAGAAAUUUAUCACCCAAGCGGAGGAGCCUGAAGAGUAUUGGCAGAGUGAGUCGGAGAGAGAAGGAAAGGGCCCCAUGAGUACAGUGCUGCCCUACAUUGCGAUUUUCGGGCUCCUCACACCCUUCAUUAUUCUUGGGAUUGCCUUCGCCAGUGGCUGGAUCGAUGUUCCAGCCAGGUAA
Closterium sp. Naga37s-1 is the source of this 213-nucleotide messenger RNA. The record is from the annotation of a GenBank genome assembly. NCBI's taxonomy places the organism in Eukaryota, Viridiplantae, Streptophyta, Zygnematophyceae, Desmidiales, Closteriaceae.